AUGACAACCUUACCUGAAAACCUGUCCUUGCUGGCAGCUUUCUUACCCAACCUACUACACACACACUCUGGGGGUUUGGACUACAGUUCCCACCAGCAUGGCCAGGUGAUGCUGAGGCUGAUGGGAGUUGUAAUCCAAAGCACCUGGAGGGCAGCGGGAGGUUGGGGGAGGUUGCCGCAGAGCCUGGCCCUCUUGCUGCCCCCCAGGGCCUGCAAACUGGUGCCAAAGGAAACAGCUGUUUCCAGAUUCAUUUACAAGCAGAGCCAGACUCGUUUCCCAAAGGUGCUUGGAAUACAGUUUGGGUGCCUGCAGACAAUGGCUGCUCUUGGAAAAUAUGACUGCAUCUCACUGCCGCUCCCCACCUACGUUCCUUUUGGGGUGAUAGAGGGACCUACGUGA
Molecule: messenger RNA, 399 nt
Organism: Podarcis lilfordi (Lilford's wall lizard)
Lineage: Eukaryota; Metazoa; Chordata; Lepidosauria; Squamata; Lacertidae
Source: the annotation of a GenBank genome assembly